GUCCUAGCAGUGGAGACUGUUUAAAUGAGAUGGGUAGGGGGCGCCUAUUGGCCUAAGCUUGACCUGACCCUCUCCUGAAAGGCUACAGUGCCUUGAGUUGUUGGUGGAAACCCUUCCCAUCUCCUUUUUGAGAGUAGUAUGAGGAGACUGUCCUCACCUACUUCGACUGUGACUGCAUGGUGUUGAUUUAGCCGUUCCUUAGAUGAGAGUCAAGCUGGAGCUUGUUGUUGGGGGGGGGGGCGGGUAGCGACGCGCUCUGCAGCUGUCGCCCCCCUCAGAACGGAAAUUGUCCUCCUUAGGGAGGAGGGAAGGGUGACAGUUUGAUUUUUUUUUUUUUUUUGCCCCGGGGAGGGGUGGGAACAGCUGACGGAGGUUGGCCUCUGGGUUACUCUGUAGUCCUGGUAAGCACUAUAGGUGCCUCCCCUUCAUCCUGGCAGGAGCUGGAUUCUCUAGGAGAAGCACUUAGCUAAAGGGGCUGCAGAAGCUAGGCCCUUGGCUAGCUGGCUUGUUAGUGCCUUAUUUAUGUGUGUGUUUGGGCCCGGUUUCCCAGCUCAGCAGGUAACCCUGGCCUGGGCCUCCUAUCUCUCCUGUUGACUUACCGGAGGGCCAAUGGCCUCCCCUUUAUCACGUGAGGUCUGGAAUGUCCACCCGGCUGGGCUGAGCUGGGCUGCGUGGGGGAAGGGAAGAGGGGAGGGCUCUGAAUCCAGGGCUCAAGCCCCUCACAGGCUUACGUGCCCAAGGGCUCCCCAUGACCCUUCAGUUUUGUUGUUUCUUUUCUCAUACCCAUUUGGCGACUGUGAAAUUGAGGCCCAUGUGAAUGUGGGGCCAUGCUUGUUUCAGUAAGUUAAGUCCGCCCUUCUUUAGGUCCCUACCUAGUUACUCAUGGGAGCAUUCAGUUAUUCUUCCCAAGAAGAGGAGAGAGCUUUGGACUGAGCUAAAGCCGGUUGAGCCCAUAGGGUUCGUGGUGAGGUAGAAAAAAAUGGAGGACUUGAGACUUGGGCUAGACCUGGUCGCGCUCUUGAUUCUGUGGGGUGCGGGAAUCACUCAGUCACAGGAAAUUCUCCAGCGCUUGCCCUCGGUGGUCAUGGAUGGAGCGGGCUUACCUACUGUCAUUUUAAGUAAUUCAUUUAUUCAGCCUCUGGUGGGUGCUGAGUUCCUUGCUGUUCUGGUGUGCACAUUCUGCCUCGGGUCUGGAGGGGGGGGGGCCAGGAGGGUGAAGGGUCCCCCAGCGCCUGCUCUCUUACCCUUACCAUCCUAGAGGUGUGUGUGUGUGUGUGUGUGUGUGUGUGGUGUCCUUGAUUAAGUAUAUUAAUAGUUAAACUCUCACUCAUAGCUGGAACUCACCAGACCACAAAAAAGCCUCCCCCGUUACUCACGCGCUACUGCCCAACAAGAAUAUCCCACUAAAGUUUUUUCUGCAUUCUCUUCCUUACCCCUUGCUCUGUCUGCUCUCCUCAGUGCUGAGCCCACCUUCCCAGGCUGCUGGCAGGGAGAAAGGACUGCCCCCUCAGAGACCCAGAAAGCUCCAACCCUUCAUCUGCCCCUAAAAUCAGCUGGCAAAGAUGGGGUUGUGUGACACUGUGUCUGUUGAUCUGUGUGACAACCUGGAUGGUAUAUCUCUUGUUGCAAGUCUGUGUUUAAAAUGUGUAUGUCUGAAGAUGUGGAAGUCUAAGAUGUAUGAUUUUAUACAAAUGAAUGGUUAUGUAUCUGCAUUAUAUAUAUAUUACAUAUUAUAAUACUACAUAUACAUCUCAUGCACUUAAGUCUGAAAUUGUAUGUCUGUUGGUUGGCCAUGUCCCUAUAUAAUAUAUACUGUAUGUUUCCAGUACUUGGAAUUUUGUAGGGUUUGUGAUUUGUAUGUGUUUGAUUUGAGACAGUGUCAUACUGUAUAACCCUGCCUGACCUGGAACUUACUAUAUAAACCAGGUUAGCUUUGAACUCACAGAUACCAGUCUGCCUCUGCCUCCCAAAUUCUGGGAUUAAAGAUGUGCCCUACCACACUUGGCUCCUAGUAUGUACCUGAGAUACACACACACACACACACACACACACACACACACACACACACACGGGAGAGUGUCCACUCCUUUAGUGGUACAUGUCUGGAUUGUGAGUAUUUGAGUAAACCUGGAAGUGGACAUAUUUGAGCUGAGUGGGCAGUUGUCAGUGGCUAGUGGCUUUGUGUUUCUUGUCUCUUUCUAUAAUCUGUUUGCCAUUCUGACUUUCUAAGUCUCUUCUUCCCUGUUUGUGAAGCCAAGAGACUGAAAACCUUUUCCACUUAGCUGUGUCCCCCCUCCCCCUAGCCGUAGUAACCGGGCAGCCUCCUGGUCUGCCUGCCGCUGGGAGUUUUGGAAGCCUUGGCGGGAGACAGGCUGGGGCCGGGGUGACAGCGCAUAUCCACCGCGAUGGCAGCCUGUGAUUAUAAGAAUAAAAGGGUUUUAAGGUCAUGGGUGUUUCUUCUGUUUCUCCCCUGGCAGCAGAGGUCCACAGCAGUGUGUCUGCAGGUUGGGGUAUGCCCCUGUGCGGGUGAACAUCAAUGUGUGAGAGUGUGUGUGUGUGUGUGUGUGUGUGUGUGUGUGUGUGUGUGUGUGUGCCUUACCUGAGAGCAGAAUCACACAGGGACAUGCAUGAGCAGAACCUGUGACAGUCCAUGGGCUUGUCCUGGAUUCUCCAGGGGCUGGAGAGUGAUUCCCAGUUAAACUUCCCGCUGCUUGGGCAUCCCACAGAGCUGGAACUCUUGACAGUUUUCUAAGGGAGAGUGGUCUAGCCUCAAGUCUUGCUUUCUUAAUUUCCUCUCCUCUAGUUGAAUUUGAGACUAGCUUUGAGACUAGCUGGGCCCAGUCACCUGGACAAGGCCACAUCUUGGGGUGUCACUGCCUGCCCCUGGACCAGCUCCAGCCUCUGUAAUUGCAUUCUGUGGCCUAAUCCCCCGCCAGCUCAAUUAGAUUGCAAAUUCUUCUUCAUUUCCUGCCUCUUGAUGCUGGCCUCCCUCUGGGUUUGCAGGGAUUGGGGGUGGUGGGCAAUCCCAACUUCCCUUCUCCUAGCCCUAGGGAAUCUGGGAGGGUGAUUAGUUCCUGGUACACUAGCCCUAGAGCUGAAGUCAGAACCCCGAGGGACCAGCAAGACCGGGUUCCACUAGCCCUUUUGUGCCAACUACAGAAUCCCUCUGUCAGGAAACAGGAUCUCUUGUAGCUGGUACAGGGCUACCUGUGGAAUAGGCAGAUCCCUUUAGCCAGGUUCCUAGGCUGUCCCUUGUCCAUGCCCUUCGUAGACUGUGCCCACCACCUGCUCCCACAGCAGUUAGUACUUACUGAGCACUAUGUGGCUCAGGCCAGCCUUACACUUGCAGAGACCCUUCUAUCUCUGCCUUCCCAAGUACAGGGACUUACAAGCAUGUCCAGCACUUCAGCAAUAGCCUCCCUUUUCACAUUUUCCUGAUUUCCCAGCCAUAGUCCUUUUAGGGGCCUGUGGGCCCACCGAGGCCUUCUCCUGGCUCCCCUAAGAACCAUCCCUGAACUCCAUACAGGCAAGUGCACAUGCAGGACUCCAUACAGGCAAGUGCACGUGCAGGACUCGGGAGGUCUUCACACCUGGCUGUGAAUCCUGACCACUAUGUGGCUGACUGUAUACCAUAAAGAGUAAAGACAUUUCCACGUGGACACCUGAUCAUGUGCCUACCCUGACUGAGGCUCCCCAGGCAUCUCUAUUGUGGGCAGCCGUGCUACACGCUCAACUCUGAGCCCCCAACAGUUUGCAGGCUCCCAGCCCCGGGGUCUGGGCCUCGGCCCCACCAUGUCGAGCCUCGGCGGUGGCUCCCAGGACGCCGGUGGCAGUAGCAGCAGCAGUAACACCAAUAGCAGCAGUGGCAGUGGCCAAAAGGCAGGAGGAACAGACAAAAGUACCGCGGUGGCCGCCACCACGGCGCCGACCUCCGUGGCAGACGAUGCCCCACCCCCUGAGCGUCGGAACAAGAGCGGUAUCAUCAGUGAACCCCUCAACAAGAGCCUGCGGCGCUCCCGACCACUCUCUCACUACUCUUCCUUUGGUAGCAGUGGUGGCGGCGGAAGCAUGAUGGGGGUGGAGUCUGCUGACAAGGCAGCGGCAGCCGCAGCCUCCCUAUUGGCCAAUGGUCAUGACCUGGCUGCGGCCAUGGCAGUGGACAAAAGCAACCCUACCUCAAAGCACAAAAGUGGUGCUGUGGCCAGCCUGCUGAGCAAGGCAGAGAGGGCCACAGAGCUGGCAGCUGAGGGACAGCUGACGCUGCAGCAGUUUGCACAGUCCACAGAGAUGCUAAAGCGCGUGGUGCAGGAACACCUGCCACUGAUGAGUGAGGCCGGUGCCGGCCUGCCUGACAUGGAGGCUGUGGCCGGCGCCGAAGCCCUCAAUGGCCAGUCCGACUUCCCCUAUCUGGGCGCUUUCCCCAUCAAUCCAGGCCUCUUCAUCAUGACCCCAGCUGGCGUGUUCCUGGCUGAGAGUGCACUGCACAUGGCUGGCCUGGCCGAGUACCCCAUGCAGGGAGAGCUGGCUUCCGCCAUCAGCUCAGGCAAGAAGAAGCGGAAACGCUGCGGCAUGUGUGCGCCCUGCCGGCGGCGCAUCAACUGUGAGCAGUGCAGCAGUUGUAGGAACCGAAAGACUGGCCAUCAGAUUUGCAAAUUCAGAAAGUGUGAAGAACUCAAAAAGAAGCCUUCCGCUGCUCUGGAGAAGGUGAUGCUUCCGUCGGGAGCCGCCUUCCGGUGGUUUCAGUGAUUUCAGUGACGGCCGGGAACCCAAAGCUGCCCUCUCCGUGCAAUGUCACUGCCCGCGUGGUCUCCGGCAAGGGAUUCGGGCGAAGACAAACGGAUGCACCCGUCUUUAGAACCAAAAAUAUUCUCUCACAGAUUUCAUUCCUGUUUUUAUAUAUAUAUAUUUUUUGUUGUCGUUUUAACAUCUCCACGUCCCUAGUAUAAAAAGAAAAAGAAAAGAAAAAAAAUUUUAACUGCUUUUUCAGAAGAACAUCAACAACAACAAGAGAGGUAAAGACGAAUCUAUAAAGUACCGAGACUUCCUGGGCAAAGAAUGGACAAUCAGUCUCCUUCCUGUGUCAAUGUCAAUGUCAAUGUUGUCUGUGCGGGAGAUGCUGUUUUUGUGUAGAGAAUGUAAAUUUUCUGUAACCUUUUGCAAUCUAGUUACUAAUAAGCACUACUGUAAUUUAGCACAGUUUUAACUCCACUCUCAUUUUAAACUUCCUUUGAUUCUUUCCAACCAUGAAAUAGUGCAUAGUUUGCCUGGAGAAUCCAUUCACGUUUAUAAAGGAAUAGGUGGUGGCACCGUGUAGAAGCCCCUCUGUAUCCAUCCAUGUGUGCAGAGGGGCCAGAGCCCACUGGGACUGGGAGUUCCUGACCCAGGCCCGACCAUGUUGCACCCCAUCGUCCCCUGAUUGGGAUUCCCCCUACCCCAACAGUGAUGGAUUUUGGAGAGAUGAAAAUUCUAUUCAUUUGUUGAUCCACUGAGAUCUGGAGAGCCCACAUCUCAGUAUUUCUGAUCCUGGCUACUUCCCUUAGAGAAAAUAAGCCCUCUUUUCUCAGCCUUGCUCGCAGCAGCAGAAGAAAGGGCUUCUCUGCGUGGUCCCCUGCUGGUAGGGGUGGGUGCCCAGGGGGCCCCCUGCCCGUGGCCAGCUCCCUGCUGAGGAACAUGCUGUUUGUAUUGUUUUAGGAGACCAGGCUGUUUUGUGAAUAAAACUGAAUGCAUGUUUGUGUCAUGAUAA
Messenger RNA from Mus musculus (house mouse), 5743 nucleotides. It is a transcript of the gene Cxxc5, whose product is annotated as CXXC finger 5. The transcript is spliced from 3 exons. Gene Ontology annotation, cellular component: nucleoplasm; nucleus; cytoplasm. Lineage: Eukaryota; Metazoa; Chordata; Mammalia; Rodentia; Muridae. The coding region runs from base 3793 to 4746 and encodes 317 amino acids. The record is from RefSeq and is a predicted model, not a curated record. Gene Ontology annotation, biological process: regulation of generation of precursor metabolites and energy; negative regulation of transcription by RNA polymerase II. Gene Ontology annotation, molecular function: sequence-specific DNA binding; DNA binding; zinc ion binding.